UUAGCGAAGCAACUGUGGAAUUUUGCGUAAAACAUAUUCUUCGUAUUAAACUUUAUUAUCUGCUGUUCGGAGCCGCCCGGUUGAUAGCGUUGUUCUCGUGGCUCGAAGUUCCAGUGCCCGGCCCGCAAACUGUGUGUUAAAGGCCACAGCAAGAAAAUACACUUUCAACGUUGAGCGUCAUCGAAGGCGAAGAAGCUGGUCUUUAUUUGCCCACCGCACAGAGCAGAAGAAUUGAGGAUGGAGAUCAACGAGCACAACUUUGACCGGCUGGCUAACUAUCUACAGCAAACGCUGAACCCGGAUCCGGAAGUCCGCAGACCGGCGGAGCGCUUCAUCGAAAGCAUUGAGGUGACCAAGAACUAUCCCAUCGUCUGUCUGCAUCUGGUCGGUCGGUCCCAGACCGAUAUGACAAUAAGGGUCGCGGCGGCAAUCGCAUUCAAGAACUUCAUCAAACGCAACUGGGGCUACCAUCUGGAGAACGAUGGUCCGGAUCGCGUUGCCGAAUCAGACCGGGCCGGUGUUAAGAUUCAUUUGGUUAACCUGAUGCUCAACUCGCCCGCACCCGUCCAGAAACAGCUGAGUGAUGCGGUCAGCAUCAUCGGAAAGUACGACUUCCCGCUCAAGUGGCCAGAGAUGAUCGAUCAGAUGAUUGAAAAGUUUGCCCAAGGAAACCCUCAGGCGAUCAACGGUGUGCUGCAGACGGCACAUUCGCUGUUCAAACGCUAUCGGUAUGAGUUCAAAUCGCAGACACUCUGGGAGGAAAUCAAGUUCGUGCUGGAUAAGAUCGCUAAACCGCUGACGGAUCUGCUCCUGGCAACGAUGCAGCAGGCUGCGAAGGAAAAUGAUUUAAAAGUGCUGCACAUCAUCUACGAGUCGCUGGUGUUGAUCUGUAAAGUGUUCUUCUCGCUCAACUCGCAAGAUUUACCCGAAUUCUUUGAGGACAACAUGGAUACGUGGAUGAAGGCGUUCCAUGAAAUGCUGACGACCGAUGUGCCAAGCUUAAAGACGGCCGAUGAUGAAGAUGCGGGCAUUUUGGAGCAACUGCGCUCGCAAAUCUGCCAGAACCUGUGCAUGUACGCACAAAAGUACGACGAAGAGUUCGGUCCCUACAUGCCACAGUUCGUGACGGCCGUUUGGGAACUGCUGGUGAACACGGGUAUCCAGACCAAGUACGAUUCGCUCGUCUCGUAUGCGCUCCAUUUCCUCAGCACGGUCGCUGACCGGUCGCACUAUCGUCACCUGUUCGAAGAUCCGAACGUAUUGGCAAGCAUCUGCGAGAAGGUGAUCAUCCCGAACAUGGAUUUCCGGGUAUCGGAUGAGGAACUGUUCGAGGAUAAUCCCGAGGAGUACAUUCGUCGUGAUAUUGAAGGUUCCGAUGUGGAAACACGUCGUCGUGCGGCCUGCGAUUUGGUGAAAACGUUGUCGCAGAACUUUGAGUCGAAAAUUAUCGAAAUUUUCGGUCAGUACCUGCAGGUGCUGCUGGCAAAGUAUGCCGAGGACACGACCAAUAACUGGAAGCUAAAAGAUAGCGCCAUCUAUCUGGUCACGUCGAUGGCUUCCAAGGGUCAGACGCAGAAGCACGGAGUAACACAGACCUCCGAACUGGUGCCUCUGCCACAGUUCACUCAGCAACACAUCCUUACCGAGCUGGAACGCGCCGACAUAAAUCAGCUGCCGGUACUGAAGGCUGAUGCCCUCAAAUUCAUCAUGACGUUCCGUACCAUUCUUGGACCACAGAUUAUCGUUGCUACGAUGCCACUGAUAGCGAAGCAUCUAACGGCCGGUAGUGUGGUUGUGCAUACGUAUGCGGCCUGUGCAAUCGAUAAGAUUCUUACCAUGCGCGGGUCCGACAAGAAGCCGAUCGUUACGAAGGAGUUGCUGGCACCGCUGAGCGCGGAACUCAUAUCGGGGCUAUUUGCGGCAUUCACCGUUCAGGGCUCGAACGAAAAUGAGUACAUUAUGAAGUGCGUUAUGCGCGUCCUCAACACACUGCAGGAAGCAUCGCUAUCAUUCAUGUUCGUUGUGUUGCCUCGGUUAACCGAGAUCUUGGCGGUGGUAGCGAAGAAUCCUUCUAAACCUCACUUCAAUCACUAUCUCUUCGAGACGCUCGCUUUAUCAGUCAAAUUGGUCUGCAAAGCUGAUCCCAAUGCUGUCAGUUCCUUUGAGGAAGCUCUGUUCCCCGUGUUCCAGGGUAUUUUGCAGCAGGAUGUUCUGGAAUUCAUGCCAUACGUGUUCCAGAUGUUGUCCUUGUUUCUGGAAAUUCGCGAAGGUAAAAGCGCCAUUCCGGAAACGUAUCUCUCGCUAUUUCCCUGUCUGUUGGCCCCGGCUCUCUGGGAUCGUCCCGGCAAUGUGACACCGCUCAUUCGUUUGCUGUCGGCAUUUGUGCGACAAGCCUCCUCGCAUAUUUCCGCUGACGGUAAGCUAAGCGGCGUGCUUGGUGUUUUUCAAAAGAUGAUCGCCUCCAAGAACAACGAUCACGAAGGGUUCUACUUGAUGCAGAAUUUACUCCUGCAUUAUCCUGCCGAGGAAUUAGGACAAAGCAUGCGUCAAAUAUUCUCACUAUUGUUCCAACGGUUGAGUUCCUCGAAAACUACGAAAUUUGUGCGAUCCUUCAUCGUGUUCCUGUGCCUUUACGCUGCUCGUGUUGGCCCACAGGCAUUGAUUCAAAUGAUCGAAAGCAUUCAGGCACAGAUGUUUGGAAUGGUCCUAGAGCGUGUGUUAGUGCCGGACAUUAACAAAGUGUCCGGUGAGCAAGAACAAAAGAUUGUGACGGUCGGUAUAACAAAGCUUCUGUGCGAGUGCCCGGAAAUGGUCAGCGAUCCUUACGUCAACUAUUGGCCGCAGCUGCUGCAAAACUUGGUGCAAAUAUUCGAGCUUCCCCCAGACGAAUCGGCCAUCGAUGGGGACAAUUUUGUCGAGAUCGAGGACGUUCCCGGCUAUCAGGCCGCCUACUCGCAGCUGAACUUUGCCCACUCGAAACCCGUCGAUCCUCUGCCCGACAUCAGCAAUAUUCGCCAGUAUCUAGUGCAAAACCUGGGCCAGCUAGCGCAGUCGCAACCGGGAAAGGUGGGCACACUUGUAGCGGCACUGCCGGCAGCCCACCAGGAGGCACUGCAGAAAUACUGCGCCCAGAGCGGAGUGCAAAUUGCGUAAACUAACACUACCCCUCCAAUUGUGAUCGCAUGACCCGGUUGCAGUUGGUGGAUGGUGGGAAACGCAUUGUCUCAUUUGCAUUUGAAUAACUGUCCCAGUUAGAUGACAGCAUUUCUUAGAAAGCCACCCUUUAUGUUAAGUAUCAUCUUGGAAUGUGUCUGAAUCCGUGCACAUGUAUAAUAAAU
Anopheles darlingi is the source of this 3338-nucleotide messenger RNA. RefSeq names its product exportin-2 (gene Cse1). Gene Ontology annotation, molecular function: nuclear export signal receptor activity; small GTPase binding. Bases 238 to 3153 code for a protein of 971 amino acids. Gene Ontology annotation, cellular component: cytosol; nuclear envelope. Gene Ontology annotation, biological process: protein import into nucleus; protein export from nucleus. The transcript is spliced from 6 exons. The record is from RefSeq and is a predicted model, not a curated record. Lineage: Eukaryota; Metazoa; Arthropoda; Insecta; Diptera; Culicidae.